Molecule: messenger RNA, 2045 nt
Organism: Sesamum indicum (sesame)
Lineage: Eukaryota; Viridiplantae; Streptophyta; Magnoliopsida; Lamiales; Pedaliaceae
Gene: ATSIK
Product: Protein kinase superfamily protein
Biological process (GO): protein phosphorylation
Molecular function (GO): ATP binding; protein kinase activity
Source: RefSeq, a predicted model, not a curated record
CUGCUCAUUAUAUAUAUAUUCUCUCUCUUUCUCUCCCCCAAAAAUCUUCCUUUGCAUUUUCCCCAUUUAUAUUCAUUUGACCUGCCUCUAGGGUUUUUAUGCUUUACCAAUAUUCAUUCUUAAAUUCUCCAUCAUUCAAAUUUCACCCUGUUGAUCACUCAAAAUCCUACAAGAUCCUAAACUCUUCAAAGAUUGAGCUGAAUUUCGCCCUCGGAACUUAUUCUACCUGGUCAGAAGCUGAAGCCUUUCACCUGCAAUAUGGGAUGUUUUACGGUUUUAAAGAGAAAGAAGAAGAAAUCAGAGCAGAGCAUCUGUGUUAAACGCGUAAACCCACAGGAGCAGUCACCAACUGUGUUACCUGAACCACAAACCCAUACACGUUCCCUGCAGUCUGCGCCCCCAAGCUUUAGAACUAGAGUGAAACCUGUUCAGUCAAAUAAUGGAGUAAGCAAUAGCAGGAUACGAGCAUUAUCAGCUCCAUCAAGUCUCGAUGCUGCAGAACAAGAUGUGCUCGAGUCUAUAGAAUGCGAGGGACAAGAAGAGCCAAGGAGUCGCUUUGGGUCAAUGAAGGAAUAUAAUUCACCAAGUCCUCAACCUCUUCCUCUCCCAUCCCCACGGGGUAAUAAUGCUCUUAAGGCUACGACAAGCUUUAAGAUGAUAAAUGCUAGUGGCCCCCUAAAUAUGUCUGGACCACUUCCUCUACCUCCUACCUCACACCCAACUCUAACAGCUAAAGGAGUGCUUCCUAAUUUUUCAUUUGAUGAAAUUGCAUCAGCUUGUCAUAACUUCUCCCCUGAGAGAUGUAUGUCUGAAGGUCUCUCUUCUGUCAUCUACCGAGCUUCUUUUGCAGAGGAUGCAUCCGGAUCAAGGAAGCUCGAAGCCACUGUGACUCGCAUUCACCCUUGCAACCAGGGUUUAAAGGAAUUUGUGAAUGAUGUCAAUACACUUGCAUCUUUGCAACAUCCAUUCCUCUGUAAAUUGAUUGGUUUUCAUGCACGCGAAGGCUCAGACCACAGGAUGUUGGUUUAUGAGAGGCUAUUUCAUGGGAGCUUAGAUAGGCUUCUUUAUGGAAGAUCAGAUGGUCCACCCAUUGACUGGAAUGGUAGAAUGAAAGUUGCUUUAUGUGCUGCACAAGGUCUAACCUUCCUGCACGAGGAAGGACCCUUUCAGGCAAUGUUCCAUGAUUUCUCAACUGCAAACAUACAGAUUGACAAGGAUUUUAGUGCAAAGCUUUCUGGAUAUGGUUGCAUCAGCCACAUUCCAGAGGCGGAUAUCUCCAGCGGCUCAGCUGCUGUGGCAAAUCUUUCAGUGGAGACACUGGAGAGGGGGUUACUAACCCCAAAGAGCAAUGUCUGGAGUUUUGGGAUCGUACUUCUUGAAUUGCUCACUGGCAGGAAAAAUCUUGAUAGUCGGCACCCGAAGGAAGAGCGAAAUCUAGUGAAGUGGAGUAGGCCAUUCCUGGCUGAUGACUGCAGACUGUCACUAAUCAUGGAUCCUCAGUUAAAGGGUCGAUUCCCAGCCAAAGCAGCAAGGACAGUGGCUGAUAUUGCCCAAAGAUGUCUCCAAGUAGAUCCAUCGGAGAGGCCCACCAUGAGAACCAUUGUAGAGCAUCUCAAAACCAUACAAGAUAUGAAGUAUACCUCUCGGUUCCCUCUACAAGAGCCUGGAUCAAUUAGUGGGAAGCAUAUGUCGAGAUCACCCAGCCUGAAUGGCAUUGUCACUCCAGCUCCAAGAUCAAAUUUUCCUCCCCCAACUCUGCAUGCACUGCCUUUGGCUCUACCUCCCAGAACAAGUUCAUCCACACUCUCAUUGGAGGAAAUUGAUCGACAGGAAAGCCGGAGAUCAUCAUCCUCAACUGUUCGUAGAUCUAGUGCGAAGGAUUUUGAUAGUCAAUAGUGAGCAUUUUUUAAUUUUUUCUUGAACGUUGUGAAAUGUAGUCUUACAUAUUAUAUAGAAGAUAAGAUAUUUUCACACAAUUGGCUAGAAAUGAUUUGUGGGCUUCAUGUUUUUGUAAAUAAAGUUCUUUUUUCUCUUGGCGUGCGGUA